This is a messenger RNA of Scomber japonicus (chub mackerel), 3523 nucleotides long. It is a transcript of the gene eml4, whose product is annotated as echinoderm microtubule-associated protein-like 4. Gene Ontology annotation, molecular function: microtubule binding. Bases 243 to 3197 code for a protein of 984 amino acids. Gene Ontology annotation, biological process: microtubule cytoskeleton organization. The transcript is spliced from 24 exons. NCBI's taxonomy places the organism in Eukaryota, Metazoa, Chordata, Actinopteri, Scombriformes, Scombridae. Gene Ontology annotation, cellular component: mitotic spindle. The record is from RefSeq and is a predicted model, not a curated record.
CUCUGCGCGUCUCCGUGUUUCUGGGUUUUUGGGGUUUUUGAGGGUUUUUGGGGGUUUUGGGUUUUCGGGGUUUGAGCUCGAGCAGCAGAACAGCAGCGGAUCUUUGUCCUCGCGCUGCACACACCGGCUGUUCCCUGAAAGCCUCGUCCUCCCCCCGGUGGAGGAAAACCCGGACGGAGGCCCGCAGAGUCCCGCAGCCUCCCGCAGGCCUCCGGCCCGGACUCUGCUCUUCUCCCGGUAACAUGGACGGAUUCACCGGAAGUUUAGAUGACAGCAUGUCUGGCGCUAGCGUCUCGGACGUGAACGACCGUCUGUCGGCUCUGGAGCUUCGUGUCCAGCAGCAGGAAGACGAGCUGACGGUGAUGAAAGCGGCGCUCGCUGACGUUCUCCGCCGCCUCGCCGCCUCCGAGGACUCCGCCGCCUCCGCCAGCAAGAAGCAGCACGCAGGGAAAGGCGGAGCAGCGCUGCGUGAAGCGUACUCGAUGUCUUGCAUCACUAACGGAGGAACGUCUGGAAGGAAGAGAGACUCGACCUCCGUCACCAGGAAGGAGACGCUGUCAUCCGCCGCCAAGAGUGGAGCAGACAGGAAGAAGGAAGUCAUCGGUCAGCGCUCCCCCAUGGAGGAGAUCCAGGAGAACCCGUCCCCCUCCCCCUCCUCCCCUCACCCCCCCCAGUCCCCCCAGCAGAGGCCGGCCCCCCCCUCCGACAGCAGCAGAGGCCCCGCCCCCCCCAAAAGGGGGCCCAGUGUGAAGAGGUCCUCGGGGAUGGAGCGCUCUCAGAGCAGCACGUGGGAGACUUCAGACGACAACCGGAACAAACUCGUUAAAGCUGCUUCGACCUCUAAGCUGCUGGCCAAGGUCGUCAAGACUGCUGAGAGACACAAGGACCCGGUGGUCAGUCAGGCUAAAAUGUCGACUCGAGAGAAAAACAGCCAAUCAGAGGGGAAUCACCUCAAGAUGUUCAUGCGUGGCCGACCGAUCACCAUGUUCGUCCCGUCAGACAUCGAGAACUACGACGACGUUCGCUCAGAACUUCCACCCGAGAGGCUGAAGCUGGAAUGGGUGUACGGGUAUCGUGGCAGAGACUGCAGAGCCAACGUGUCCCUGCUGCCGACGGGAGAGAUCGUGUUCUUCGUGGCGUCGGUCGUCGUGCUGUUUAACUACGAAGAGCGGACGCAGCGUCACUACCUCGGUCACACCGACUGCGUCAAGUGUCUGGCCGUCCACCCGGACAAGAUCCGCAUCGCCACGGGCCAGAUCGCCGGCGUGGACAAGGACGGCCGCGCGCUGCAGCCCAACGUGCGGGUCUGGGACAGCGUGAGUCUGACUACUCUGCAGAUCAUCGGUUUGGGGACGUUCGAGCGAGGCGUCGGCUCGCUGGCCUUCUCUAAAGCUGACUCAGGGCAGCACCUCAGUGUGAUUGACGACUGUAACGAUCACAUGUUGACGGUUUGGGAUUGGCAGAAGAAAUCAAAGAUAGCUGAAAUCAAGACCACUAACGAGGUGGUCCUGGAUGUGGAGUUCCACCCCACGGACCCAAACACCAUCGUCACCUGUGGAAAGUCUCACAUCUUCUUCUGGACCUGGAGCGGAACCUCGCUGGCCCGUAAGCAGGGCAUCUUCGGGAAAUACGAGAAGCCGAAGUUCAUCCAGUGUUUGGCGUUCCUGAGCACCGGAGACAUCCUGACCGGAGACUCUGGAGGAGUCCUGCUGGUCUGGACCAGGAGCUCUGCAGAGACGCCCACUGGGAAGGGCCCCCGAGCGUUUCAGAUCGUGCGGCAGGUCAAAGGUCACGAGGGCAGCGUGUUCUGCAUGUGUGAGAUGCGGAGCGGCACUCUGCUGACCGGCGGAGGGAAGGACCGACGCAUCGUCCUCUGGGACCACGAGCUGCGGGCGGAGCGGGACAUCGAGGUCCCGGAUCAGUACGGAACCAUCAGAGCCGUGUCGGAGGGGAAGGGGGACGAGUUCCUGGUCGGGACGUCACGAAACUUCAUCCUGAGAGGAACCUUCAACGACGGCUUCACUGUGGAGGUCCAGGGUCACACAGACGAGCUGUGGGGGCUGGCGUCUCACCCGACCCGCGACAUGUUUCUGACCUGCGCUCAGGACCGGCUGGUGUGCGUCUGGAAUUCAACCAAUCACAGGCUGCAGUGGAGCCGCACGCUGGAGGAACAUGGACACUGUGCAGACUUCCAUCCCAGUGGAGCUGUGGUUGCCAUAGGAACGCACUCAGGAAAGUGGUACGUUCUGGAUGCUGAGAGCACCGACCUGGUGGCGAUCCACACCGACGGCAACGAGCAGCUGUCCGUCAUGCGCUACUCUGAAGAUGGCUCCCUGCUGGCUGUGGGGUCACAUGAUAACUUCAUCUACCUUUACACGGUGUCAGAGCGAGGUCGCAAAUACAGUCGCUACGGGAAAUGUACGGGACAUUCCAGCUACAUCACACAUCUGGACUGGUCACCUGACAACAACUUCAUCAUGUCCAACUCCGGAGACUACGAGAUCCUCUACUGGGACGUUCCAAACGGAUGUAAACUGAUCAGAAACCGUUCGGAGUGUAAAGACAUCGACUGGGCGACGUACACCUGCGUGCUGGGAUACCACGUCUUCGGUGUGUGGCCGGAGGGAUCAGACGGCACUGACAUCAACGCUCUGAUCAGAUCUCACAACAGGAAGGUGAUCGCACUCGCUGACGACUUCUGCAAAGUUCACUUAUUCGCAUAUCCGUGUUCCAGAGCCAAGGCUCCCAGCCAUAAGUACAGCGCCCACAGCAGUCAUGUGACCAACGUCAGCUUCCUGUUUAACGACAGUCACCUGAUCUCGACGGGCGGGAAGGACACGAGCAUCAUGCAGUGGCGUCUGGUGGAGAAGUCGUCUCUGUCUCUGUCUGACGGCCUCCUCUCUAACUCCGCCCCCCGCAGGCUGGACCCCGUCUUCACUCCGCCCCCUCCCACAACAGCCACGUCCACAGAGGAACCCGCCCCUCCCCCGACAGCCAAUGGGACCCAAGAAUGUUCCCCAGAAACCCCGCCCCCCACAGAGCUAGACCCGCCCCCCUCAGAGCUAACCCCGCCCCGCUCCGAGUCCACUCCGCCCCCCUCCGACAGCACAAUGAGUCUGAAGGACAGCCUGGAGCCGAGUGACGACACAGCCACACCCAGCGAUGAGGGUCUGCCCCCCCUGACCCCCCCUUCAUAGAGGCCAUUGCUCAGUGUGUGUGUGUGUGUGUGUGUGUGUGUUAGUCUAUCUUUGUGAGGACCAGGUUUAGUAUGAGGAACAGUUUGAGUUUUAGACUUAAGGUGUGAGGACGUCUGCAUUGUGAGGACGUCUGUGCUUUGUGAGGACGUCUGUGCGUUGUGAGGACGUCUGCGUUGUGAGGACGUCUGUGCUUUGUGAGGACGUCUGUGCGUUGUGAGGACGUCUGCAUUGUGAGGACGUCUGUGCUUUGUGAGGACGUCUGUGCAUUGUGAGGACGUGUGUACGUUGUGAGGACGUCUGCUUUGUGAGGACGUCUGUGCGUUGUG